CCAAAUCCUCCGCAUCGCAUCGCAUCGCACAGCUCCGCCGACCACUGACUCCACGAGUGCUCCCAUGCCGCCGCCGCCGCCGCCUGACCUGGUCCACGACGCCAUCUCCGAGAUCCUGCUCCGCCUCCCGCCGGACGAGCCCCAGUGGCUCUUCCGCGCCGCCCUCGUCUGCAAGUCAUGGCUCCGCACCCUCACCGGCCCCGCCUUCCUCCGCCGGUACCGCGACUUCCACGGAGCCCCUCCUCUCCUCAGCCUCGUCAACGGGGAGAAAGCAAUCAAAACAGGCCAGGGUCGCCGCUUCAUCCCCACGACAGCAGUGCCUGCCUUCCUCAUUCCAGAGUCCGACGACACCCCCUAUGCGUGGCCGUUCGACUGCCGCCAUGGGCGUGUCCUCCUCGGCAUGUACCGAAGUGCGUGUUACCUUGUCUAUGACCCUGUUACGGGCGACCGCCGUCGCGUGCCCGAGCAAGCAAUCGGAAUCCAAUGGAUGUUAAUGUUCCGCAGUGCGACCGCAGUGUUCUGCGCUGCCGCUGGCUGUGAUCACCUCGACUGCCAUGGUGGCCCCUUCUGUUUGGUCUGCGUGUUCACCGACUACACGAGGCCUACUACUACCAUGUCGGUGACCAUGUACUCGUCGGAGAUAGGCGUGUGGAGCGCUCCAGUCACGCUUGACAAUGUUCCUUAUGUGCCCUACAGCCGUGGUCCCCUCAUUGGAGACGAAAUCUACUUCGCUCUUCUGGAGGCUGCUACAAUUGUCAAGUAUGACUGGGCCAACAAUUCACUAUCUGUGGUUAAGCCCCAGCCACCAGCAAUGCAUGACGGCUUCGUGCUCAUGGAGAUGGAGGAUCAUUCUCUGGGCCUUGCUGGCAUUGAGGAUUCCACACUUCAUCUUUGGUCGAGAAGAGUGAGUUUAGAGGGAAUUGCUGAAUGGGUACAAUGCAGAGUCAUUGAUCUGGAGAAAAAGAUGCCUAUGGCGAACCCUAGCGACUCUGCAUCAGUGGUUGGCUUCGCAGAGGGUGUGGACAUCAUCUUCGUCAGCACAGGUGUUGGAUUGUUCCUAAUGGAGCUAAAGUCAGGGCGAGUGAGGAAGGUUAGCGAGCCUGGGUGCUUCUUCAAAAUCCUACCCUACAUGAGAUUCUACACUCCUGAUCGUUUGUUAGGAGUACCUGCUGAUCUCUGAUGUGCCACAUGGAAGCAAGACAUUGCAGAAUAGACGAUUCAUCAUCUUGAGUCUGCUGCCGUUGACUACCAGAGCUGCUAGUGUCAAGUUUUCUUUUUCUUUUCCGUUGAGCAGUUUAAGUAGUUUGAAUGGUGCAAAAGACAUUAUGAUCUGUUGUGGUUGUAUAUGAUCCAUCCUAAGUCUGCUGCCAUUGAGUAGUUUUGGUGUAGUGUUCAGACAUAUUUGAUUUACUGUUUGGUUAAUGCGCAUUUCAGCUACAUGGAACUAAUACUUUCUGUACUGCAUGCCAUAAUCCUUUCUUGAAAAUCAA
Molecule: messenger RNA, 1490 nt
Organism: Sorghum bicolor (sorghum)
Lineage: Eukaryota; Viridiplantae; Streptophyta; Magnoliopsida; Poales; Poaceae
Exons: 2
Coding region: 65-1180 (371 amino acids)
Molecular function (GO): protein binding
Source: RefSeq, a predicted model, not a curated record